Perca fluviatilis (European perch) is the source of this 2244-nucleotide messenger RNA. It is a transcript of the gene klf11b, whose product is annotated as Kruppel-like factor 11b. NCBI's taxonomy places the organism in Eukaryota, Metazoa, Chordata, Actinopteri, Perciformes, Percidae. Gene Ontology annotation, molecular function: DNA-binding transcription factor activity, RNA polymerase II-specific; RNA polymerase II cis-regulatory region sequence-specific DNA binding. The transcript is spliced from 4 exons. Bases 152 to 1735 code for a protein of 527 amino acids. Gene Ontology annotation, biological process: regulation of transcription by RNA polymerase II. The record is from RefSeq and is a predicted model, not a curated record.
CACACACAGCUGAGAGAAAAGGGGAGCCAGUCAGAGAAAAAGACGACCUCAACCCAACCCCAGUACAGGCAGCAGCACUGGCAACCGCCGUCUCUUUGUUCUGUACUGGCUUUGACAACAAAAAAGUGAUAUUAAGACAUUUUAUUCCUCAAUGCCAUCGCGAAAAUUUACAGAGAUGGACUCAAACGGGACUGAGUAUAUGGACCAUUGUGCGUCCAAUUCAAAGAGAAGGAGGCAUGACAGUGAACAGUCUUACCCGAGGGGAACCUGUGGCCUGGAGUACACGGACCUGGAGGCAGCUGAAGCGCUGGUGUGUAUGAGCUCAUGGGGCCAGGGCCACUUCCUCGGCAGCAGCAGGCCAAACCCCUGCAAGCCCAGACCCCUCACCCCCGCUUCGGAUUCCUGUGACUCACUCAUGCCGUCAGAACUUCCAGACCCCCCAAAGGACUUUGUGUCCCUCUCCUCCCUGUGUAUGACUCCCCCUCACAGCCCCAUCUUUGUUGAGGCAUCCAGCGCUGUGCUCCAGUCAAGCUCUGGCCUGGCUGUGUCCUCACAACACUGUGGGUCCUGGGUCCAUCAGCCUAUCCUGGCACCCAUUGCUGAAAAGACCCCCUCCCUCCCCCCUCUGUCACAGCCCUGCAGAGCCAUGGCGACCAGUGUCAUCCGCCACACCGCAGACAGCACCCCUUGCCAACACCGCAUUCCAGUGGCCCCCAAUCCAAAGAAAACUAGAGACACAGUAACGGCUGCAACGGUCUGCCAGCAGCAGCAACACAUUACAAAGACUGAGCAGAAAACCACACCCCCGACUCCUCCAGCUCCUCUCACACCCACAUUAUCUGCCUCAAGAAUAGAGCAGCAUGCCAGUCCCUCAAAUCCAUGUUUGAACAGUGUCUCCACCCCCACUCCUGUCAAUAUGCAACUGCAAAACAGCCUAGCCACUCCCUCUGCUCCUGCAACCCUGUCCCCGCACUCAGUCCCGAGCCCUCAAAUCAUUUGCCAGAUGUUCCCUGUCAGCACCCAAUCAGGUAUAAUCUCAGCCUUCAUCCCUGGUGCGGUUCAGACAUCCAGUAAUGGGAUUCGGACCACCACCACGCCCAUCCUCCCCCAGCCCACCUCAGCCAAUGGCGCCCCUCUCCAGCAGUCCCUCAUCGUGGGCUCAGCGAUGCCCCAGGGCACGGUGAUGCUGGUUCUCCCUCAAUCCUCUGUCUCUCAGGCCCCUCACUGCCCUCAGACUGUCAUGACCCUGGGCAACACCAAGCUACUACCUCUGGCCCCGGCCCCUGUGUAUGUGCCAGCGGGGCCCAGCAGCGGUACAACAGCAACAAAGAUGGACUUUUCCCGCAGGAGAAACUAUGUCUGCAACUUCCCGGGCUGCAGGAAGACGUAUUUUAAGAGCUCACACCUCAAGGCUCACCUAAGAACACACACAGGUGAGAAGCCUUUCAGCUGCAGCUGGGACGGCUGUGAUAAGAGGUUUGCCCGCUCUGACGAGCUCUCCCGUCACCGGCGAACACACACCGGUGAGAAGAAAUUUGUGUGUCCCGUGUGCGACCGGCGAUUUAUGCGCAGUGAUCACCUCACCAAACACGCCCGCCGCCAUAUGACCACAAAGAAAAUUCCCUCGUGGCAAGCUGAUGUCAGGAGCCUGAACAAAAUGGCUGCAGGCAAGACAACUCCCUCAAAACCCGGCCUUGCCACACUAAGCAUGCUGGUACCUGCCGGCUCAAAGUAGACAAUAAACACUGCCAUCCUACCCACUCCCAAGAUACCACAGGGACACAGGAAGCAGCCAAGCACACAAGGCUGCUGCUAUUUUACUCAUGGGAAUGAAAGAACAAACAUGCACUGGACUUUUUUUCCUUUCUACUGCUCAUUUGUACAUGUAUUUUUCUUUAAGGGAUUGUUUUGUUUACUUUGAUAUAAUUGAUAAUAUUAAUGCACUGUUGCCAAAGCUUUUGUAGGAAGUUUGUCUUAUACAUUUCAUCUUCUCCACCCCUCCUACAAAACUUUCUCUAUGUUUGUGUUGAUACUGAUAUAUAUAUAUAUAUAUAUAUAUAUAUAUGAAUGUAUUGUUUGUUGUACUAUGAAAUUCAUUUAUUUGUCAUAUUUGUGGGAAAACAUGAAAAAUAAUGUACAUAUGAAUAUUAAUCAUCAGUACUAUGAUUAUACCUUGAUUAUAUCCCCCUGUCUAACUUUUUCACAUUAUUUAAUACAUAUUUGUAAUAAAAAAGAUUAAGUCAA